AUGCCAUAUUUACGGCCGCUGGAGCUCGACAGUAGGCACGAGCUACGCAGCUCCAAGACUCUCAUCGGCUCAGGGACGUCGACCUGCGACUUAGUGAUCUCUGGCGAUAAUAUCCUGGAGCUCCAUGCAUUACUCAACUUGUCUACAGACAAGGCGUCGGCCACGUUGGUGCCGUUCUCGACUACAUCAGCUGGCGCCUGCUACGUGAACGACGUUGUUGUGCCUCGAGAAGGAACUGUCGUCGUGCAUGGAGACCGUGUGGCCUUUGGGAACCCACGCAACGUCUUCGUGUUUGAGCUCAUGCCUCAUCCACACAUCACUGCUGUAUCGCAGCGGUCGAUUGAAACGGAGAAGUCCGUUCAGCAUUCAACCGACCAGGCUGGUGGCAACCAAGCAUUUCGAAAAGCGUUAGAUACCUUACGAGGGGAUCGUAGAACAUCUACUGUCAAUGCAUCUGUCGCUGCUUCCAUUCAAAACAAUUUACAGGCAGCAAGGAGUCGCAGCAGUGUAUCUUCCUUUGCUGACUCUACAGCACCGUCACUAAAGUGCAAGGAACAGCUUAGCAAGUUCUUACUAGAGGCUUCAACUGAUUCGUUGCUAAGUGACUACGUCGAACGCAAACUCAAUCAACGGCGCAGUAGGCAGUCUUCUACUGCGAGCUCUAGACGAGUCUCGAGCGGUGUCCAGCAGUCAAGAGUGCAACGUAAUUUGGUAGAAGUGGAAAAGCUACGGCUUUCGCAGCGAAUUCGCGAAGUAAAUGAUGUUCUAAAUGGGGACAUGGAAUUUCAAGAGAGCUACUUAACGCCAUCGUCGAUAAGUCGAAAACCACGUGGGGUGAUCACCAGUAACAUGCUUUCAAAUCGUGGAGAGUCCAGGAGUGACGAGGACAGUUAUGAAGACGAAGACGACGAGCUGCCAGUUAUGAUAGAGAGGGUUAAAUCUCCUACACCGGCGAAUCUCUCAGCUUCGAUUAUGACGGAGCAUUCGGAUCAAGAAAACGUCUCAAAUCCACCAAGUCAAGAAGAAGGUGGAGCGGAAAGAGAACAGCUUGAACACUCGCUUAGAAGUAUGCCGGCAUCUGAGACUACUCCGUCGCAACAAUUCCCUGACAGUCCAAGCCAAUCGUACAGCCCGCCGAAAGUGCACAGCUUCUUUUCCAAGGCGAUGGAACUAGGCUUUAACGAUCUCACUCGCUCGCACUCACGUCCGAUUAAUACAGCACGACAAAAAGCUGCGAAAACUGCACUCCAGGAGAAACUCAUUAACCAGACGAUUCGACGCAAGAAGAACGAAAUCAUGAGUGAAGUUUUUGUGCGGUGGAUACGAGGUCUUCGAAUACAGAAUCAAAACCGCGAGCGUAAAGCUCGACAGCUUGGCGAAGUACGAAAAGCACUCGGAAAACUGCGUCGUGACCAGUAUUUUAUUCGCUGGCGAGAUUUCGCAAGUUUGAGUAACCAAGUGAUAGUUUGCCGGCUAGAGGCAUUUCAGCAGCGAAGCAACUAUCGACUCACUCGGAAAUGCUGGGCAGCUAUCCGUCUUCACUGCUUAUCGAUAAGACAGCGAUCAACGCUGUUACGCGGACUGAUUGUCAAGAAAGCAGUAGUACAGAACCACAGUACAUUUCGACGGUGGCAACAAUUCGCCCAGCGUUGCUCCACUCGCAACCAAUUGGGUGACAUCCAACGUGUUGAACACCUUAAGCUCGAUGCUCAUCUCGAACGAAUGUCGGAGCGCCACUACAAUCAAAGAAUCUUAAAACCACUGCUUGCUCAGGUAUUGCAGAAGUGGAAAAUGACAGCAGACCGACACAAAAAGCAGCAGUUGAUAUUGCUGAGAGUGCUUGUUCAUGGCACUUUAAAACUCACUGGACGAGCAUUGAGAAAGUGGAAAGAGGUUGCAACGAUUUCGAGAUAUUCCAUGGACCUGAAGAAACAGACCGAGCAGCAGAUUAAGGAAUCUACGGAUCGUCUAACGAACCAGCACGAUCAAGCGCAAUUAUCGUUGCAGGAAAGCCACGCUCAUCAACUCCAGAAGCUCCUGGUCGCAAUUGAGGAAAAAGACCGAGAGGUAGAGCAAUUGGAGCGACAGCAGCGAGCAGAUAACCUCGGAAAGACUGCAGCGAAGAGAAAAUGGGAACAAGAGCUUCGCAAAUUCUUUGAAGGCGCAACAAUCAAGUGCGAUGAAGAAAUUGCACAAACCAGUGAGCAGCUCGAGAAGCUGCUUCAAAGUGCUGAAAACGACGUGCUCGGCGCACGGUUUGGUGCUGCACAGUUUCUCGUCGACUCAAUACUCCAGCAGAAAAUUCGCAACGCCAACGAGAGCACUCGCUUCCAAGAAGCGGUGCGGCCAUACAUUAAACACGCAUCAGCCCACGAAAACAGGUAA
Phytophthora nicotianae INRA-310 is the source of this 2385-nucleotide messenger RNA. RefSeq lists its product as hypothetical. Gene Ontology annotation, molecular function: protein binding. Lineage: Eukaryota; Oomycota; Peronosporomycetes; Peronosporales; Peronosporaceae. Bases 1 to 2385 code for a protein of 794 amino acids. The transcript has 6 exons. The record is from RefSeq and is a predicted model, not a curated record.